This is a messenger RNA of Tupaia belangeri chinensis (Chinese tree shrew), 2276 nucleotides long. It is a transcript of the gene IGSF8, whose product is annotated as immunoglobulin superfamily member 8. Gene Ontology annotation, cellular component: membrane. The transcript is spliced from 8 exons. Lineage: Eukaryota; Metazoa; Chordata; Mammalia; Scandentia; Tupaiidae. The record is from RefSeq and is a predicted model, not a curated record. The coding region runs from base 169 to 2001 and encodes 610 amino acids.
GCGGGAGGAGGGGAGGCGGGAGGAGACUUGGCAACACCAGCUCUGCUCCGCUCCGCUCCGCGCACCCACGCCUCGCUGCUUCGCUUCCUGCCCCCCACCGGGCAUGCGCCCCCCGCGCCCCCGGACCCUUAGAGCCCGCGCUGCCCCCUGGAUCCUCCCCAGAGCAGGAUGGGCGCCCUCGGCCCCACGCCGCCGCCGCUGCUGCUGCUGCUGCUAACGCUGGGAAUCGGGUGCUGUGCCCGGGAGGUGCUGGUCCCCAAGGGGCCCCUGUAUCGUGUGGCUGGCACGGCCGUGUCCAUCCCCUGCAAUGUGACUGGCUACGAGGGCCCUGCCCAGCAGGACUUUGAGUGGUUCCUGUACAGGCCCGAGGCCCCGGAGGCUGCACUGGGCAUCGUCAGUACCAGGGAUGCCCGCUUCUCCUAUGCCGUCUUCGGGCCCCGCGUGGCGGCUGGUGAAAUGCAGGUGCAGCGCCUGCAGGGUGACGCCGUGGUCUUCAAGAUUGCCCGCCUGCAGGCCCAGGACGCCGGCGUGUACGAGUGCUACACGCCCUCCACCGACACCCGCUACCUGGGCAGCUACAGCGGCAAGGUGGAGCUGAGAGUUCUUCCAGAUGUGCUGCAGGUGUCUGCUGCCCCCCCAGGGCCCCGAGGCCGCCAGGCCCCCACCUCGCCCCCACGCCUGACAGUGCAUGAGGGACAGGAGCUGGCCCUGGGUUGCCUGGCGCGCACGAGCACCCAGCAGCACACGCACCUGGCUGUGUCCUUCGGGCGAGCCGUGCCCGAGGCCCCCGUGGGGCGAGCGACUCUGCAGGAAGUGGUGGGGCUCCGGCCCGAUUUGGCUGUGGAGGCUGGAGCGCCCUAUGCUGAGCGGCUGACUGCGGGGGAGCUGCGGCUGGCCAAGGAGGGCACUGACCGCUACCGCAUGGUGGUGGGGGGUGCCCAGGCAGGGGACUCGGGCACCUACCACUGCACCGCCGCCGAGUGGAUUCAGGAUCCCGAUGGCAGCUGGGCGCAGAUCGCGGAGAAGAGGGCUGUCCUGGCCCAUGUGGACGUGCAGACGCUGUCCAGCCAGCUGGCAGUGACGGUGGGGCCUGGGGAACGUCGCAUCGGCCCCGGGGAGCCCUUGGAACUGCUGUGCAACGUGUCGGGCGCCCUGCCCCCGCCGGGCCGGCAUGCUGCGUACUCUGUGGGCUGGGAGAUGGCACCUGCGGGGGCCCCUGGGCCUGGCCGCUUGGUGGCCCAGCUAGACACGGAAGGUGUGGGCAGCCUGGGCCCCGGCUAUGAGGGCCGGCACAUUGCCAUGGAGAAGGUGGCAUCCCGCACCUACCGGCUACGACUGGAGGCGGCCCGGCCUGGUGACGCAGGCACCUACCGCUGCCUCGCCAAGGCCUACGUGCGAGGGUCGGGGACUCGGCUUCGAGAAGCAGCCAGUGCCCGCUCACGGCCUCUCCCUGUGCAUGUGCGGGAGGAAGGUGUGGUGCUGGAGGCUGUGGCAUGGCUGGCAGGGGGCACCGUGUACCGGGGGGAGACCGCCUCCCUGUUGUGCAACAUCUCCGUGCGUGGCGGCCCCCCAGGGCUGCGGCUGGCUGCCAGCUGGUGGGUGGAGCGACCAGAGGAGGGGGUGCUGAGCUCUGCCCCUGCCCAGCUGGUGGGUGGCGUGGGCCAGGACGGUGUGGCAGAGCUGGGGCUCCGGCCAGGAGGAGGCCCCAUCAGCGUAGAGUUGGUGGGGCCCCGAAGCCAUCGGCUGAGGCUGCACAGCUUGGCGCCCGAGGACGAAGGUGUGUACCACUGCGCCCCCAGUGCCUGGGUGCGACACGCCGAUGACAGCUGGUACCAGGCAGGCAGUGCCCGCUCAGGGCCUGUCACAGUUUACCCCUACACACACGCCCUGGACACCCUAUUCGUGCCCCUGCUGGUGGGUGCAGGGGUGGCCCUCGUCACUGGCGCCACUGUCCUUGGCACCAUCACCUGCUGCUUCAUGAGGAGGCUGCGAAAACGGUGAUCUCCCUCUCCCCAGGCCUCGCAGGUGUUGCUCUUCCGCCUGCUCCAGCCCUCCUCCGGUUGCCUGGGUCCUCUCUCCUGCCUAGACUUCCGUUAAUUUAUUUGACCUGUCCCACCCAGCGUGGGAGACACGACCUCCACACCCCACUUCCCUCCCGAACUCCUCCUUCUGGCCUCUGUUUUAAUCUCACACCCGUCCUAUAGGGAGGCCAUUCCCUGUCCCAGAAUCAGAUUUUUUUUUUCUAAAAUGUGAAUAAACUUGUUUUAUAAAAUCCA